This is a messenger RNA of Aspergillus uvarum CBS 121591, 462 nucleotides long. RefSeq lists its product as uncharacterized. Lineage: Eukaryota; Fungi; Ascomycota; Eurotiomycetes; Eurotiales; Aspergillaceae. The transcript is spliced from 2 exons. The annotation marks the transcript as partial. The record is from RefSeq and is a predicted model, not a curated record.
UUCAAAUACACCGGCCAACCAGCGGACCUAGCCUUGAUUGAACAGAUUGCAAAGCUCCUGGAGCAGAACAAGAUUCCCUGCCAUGUAAUCAAUGACAGUAUGUGGCGGCACUUUGGCUGCCAGAAUCCUAUCAACUCCCUCGACAUCAUCAUCCCGCGGUCCCUGCAGAAGCAGGCGGUCCUGGUCUUGCGCAAGGCUAACUUCGACGAUGGCUGCCGCCAGGAGGACAAGUACGAAGCAGUCUCGUGUAACUUCAUCUACAAUCUGCGGGCAAACUUCCAUCGGGCGUGGUGGGUGCCCGCUCAUGUCUUCCACCUCCAGCCGGCAGCCCCGGGGGAAGAGCUCCAUGUGGAUCUCAACUUGUUCAGCCACGAGGACUGGUUCCCUAACUUGGAGCUUCCGGCCUGUGGUCCGCUGGCCGAAGAUGAUGAGACCUAUUUGGUCUCGACUGAUACGCGUCUC